CCCAGAAACCCCUUCGCGAGUGUCCACGCGUGUGCCCUUGCCAACGUGGCCGAGGGCUGUACAGGGAUUGCUGCAGUGGGCUCGAUGGAGCGAGCGGGUAGGAAUGUCAGAGGUAUACCCAUCAGGAUGUCACUCGACUACUUAGUCAAGGCCAGGGGAAAGCUCACGGCGACCGCAUACGCGUUUGAUGUGCCUAAGGAGGUGGGACGCUAUCAGUUGGUUUCACACGUGGACAUCACAAACGAAGAGGGUGUCACAGUUACUACUUGCGAUGUAACGUGGACUGUCAACGUCAUGGAGCCAAAACCGAAGAAGAAAAAGAAUUGAACCCAGCGAGGCUCUAAUUCAAAUAUGUAUAGCCAAAUAAAAUUAUCCCGAAAUGGUGAACCUGAA
Messenger RNA from Sphaeroforma arctica JP610, 393 nucleotides. RefSeq lists its product as hypothetical. The record is from RefSeq and is a predicted model, not a curated record. The transcript is spliced from 3 exons. The annotation marks the transcript as partial. Lineage: Eukaryota; Ichthyosporea; Ichthyophonida.